GAGUAAAAACAACCCAAACAAACAUCUGUCAUCACAGAAAAAACAAGUGGAAAACCACUAACAAACAUUUUAAACAAAAAACUUUGUUAAUAACAUUUUACAUUAGUGGGGGUCUCGAUAAAUAAUCAUAUAAUGUCAUCUACCAACGAUUCACAACAGUACGAGUAUAUGAAACGUGAGGAUGAAGAAAUGUCAGCGGACGAAGACUCCGAUAAUCGACAAAAUCCUAAUGCUUAUAUGCUUAGGGAACAGGAUCGCUUUUUACCCAUAUGUAAUAUUAUUAAAAUUAUGAAAAUACCUGUACCGGAAAAUGGCAAAAUAGCAAAGGAUGCCCGCGAAUGCAUACAAGAAUGUGUAUCUGAGUUUAUAUCCUUCAUUACAUCGGAGGCAAUAGAACGCAGCAUGUCGGAGAAUCGCAAAACAGUGAAUGGUGAUGAUUUGCUUUAUGCAUUUGCCACAUUGGGUUUUGACAAUUAUGUGGAACCCUUGGGCGUGUAUUUGCAUAAGUUUAGAGAGGCUACAAAAUGUGAUCGUAAUUUAUUAAAUGAAAAUUCUGUGCUGCAAGAUGACACUCCCAGUGAUGUUCGUAAGACCUGAAGAUGCCCUCUUUUUAAAGUAAUUGAUUAUUUUUUAUUCUGUCAUCUUUUGAUUUCUUUUUCGCAUUUAUGAUUUUACAAUAUAAAUACAUAUAUGUAUAAGAAAACAAAA
Stomoxys calcitrans (stable fly) is the source of this 708-nucleotide messenger RNA. RefSeq names its product nuclear transcription factor Y subunit beta (gene Nf-YB). Gene Ontology annotation, molecular function: RNA polymerase II cis-regulatory region sequence-specific DNA binding; protein heterodimerization activity; DNA-binding transcription activator activity, RNA polymerase II-specific. Lineage: Eukaryota; Metazoa; Arthropoda; Insecta; Diptera; Muscidae. The record is from RefSeq and is a predicted model, not a curated record. The transcript is spliced from 3 exons. Gene Ontology annotation, biological process: regulation of transcription by RNA polymerase II. Gene Ontology annotation, cellular component: CCAAT-binding factor complex. The coding region runs from base 133 to 597 and encodes 154 amino acids.